CGUCCGUCCCAUCAUUCUCUCUCCAAAAUGGCUGCCGGUGGUCAGACGAAAAAAUAGAUAUCCAGACUUUUUCACCAGGCUUAUGAUGGACUGCUUGGACAACCUCUCACACGAAGUGCUGUCAGACUCAGACCCUGCUCAACAGAACACAGAAAUUCGCCACACUUAUGCAGAAGACGACAACAUUCCUUCAAGCCCCGAUAUUGAAGAAUACGAUGCCUCAGACCAGUUCAAGCAAGAAGAUGUUAACUUCGAGGACACCACCUUGUCGCAUAAUGAGGUGAUGGACAUCGUCCGCGCUGGCGUGGCAGAACUCGUAAAGGACCCUCUGCUGUCUGACCUUCCCGCGGGGGUCACGCUGGACGAGGUGAAGUCUCAGAUCGCGCUGGAGUACGGCCAGGCCAUGAAGGUGAUCGUGCGGAAGGAGUGCGGCGGCAUCAUGCCGAUUGUGGUUCCUCAGGACGCUACGGUGGUGGACUUGAAACAUGCCAUCAGCAGGUACGUCACACUGAAGCAGACCAGAGAAGGCGGCACCACACAGAUCAGCUGGCGUUACAUCUGGAGAACCUACUGGCUCACUUUUGACGGUGAGAAACUCUCACAAAACAACAAGAAACUCAAGGACUACGGCAUCAGGAACAGGGCAGAGCUACGCUUCAUAAAAAGACUCAGAAGCAAAGUGGAGGGAGUUUGAAAAGAACUG
Messenger RNA from Branchiostoma belcheri (Belcher's lancelet), 703 nucleotides. RefSeq names its product U11/U12 small nuclear ribonucleoprotein 25 kDa protein-like. NCBI's taxonomy places the organism in Eukaryota, Metazoa, Chordata, Leptocardii, Amphioxiformes, Branchiostomatidae. The record is from RefSeq and is a predicted model, not a curated record. The transcript has 4 exons. Gene Ontology annotation, biological process: mRNA splicing, via spliceosome. The coding region runs from base 83 to 694 and encodes 203 amino acids. Gene Ontology annotation, cellular component: U12-type spliceosomal complex.